Messenger RNA from Cololabis saira (Pacific saury), 4294 nucleotides. RefSeq names its product von Willebrand factor A domain containing 5B1 (gene vwa5b1). The transcript is spliced from 23 exons. The record is from RefSeq and is a predicted model, not a curated record. The coding region runs from base 202 to 4020 and encodes 1272 amino acids. NCBI's taxonomy places the organism in Eukaryota, Metazoa, Chordata, Actinopteri, Beloniformes, Belonidae.
UUUCUAACGAUGUGGCUGCUGCUUGUGUAGUUCUUGCCACCUGUGGCAGCACUUCUAUUCCCUCUACGCCACAGAGAGCAGGAGAGAAAAAAAAAAAGCAAAAGCAGAGAGAGGAGAAUAUCUUUCAUGAUAAGUGGACUUCUGACAAAAAGAGAACCUUACUGCACUUCACACAAAUGAAAGAUUCUUAAAACCAGCACUAUGCCUGGACUGAUAAACAAGGAGACGCGGUGCGCUCUGCCGCUCAGUGUUUCUGACAUCACUUCCUGCGUCAGAGGCUACACCCUGGCACUGACCGCCUCCAUGACCUAUGAAAACAUUGAGGAUCAUGCAAUCGAAGGGAUCUUCAUAUACCCACUGGAAGAGAAUUCCAUUGUUGUAGGGUUUGAAGCUAUGAUAUCGCGUCAAAUUAUAACCCUGCAAGUCAAAGGCAAGGCCAAACUUGAUGACUCUUAUCCGGACAGCUGUAACUCAGCUAAUGGGGUUCUGCAGAGCAGCAGUGGACUCAUUGUGAUGGAUGAGGAUUAUGAGAGGACCGUGUUAGUGGUCAACCUCGGCAGUAUCCCGUCCAUGGAGACGGUGCACAUCCUGGUCAGUACGUCCUCGGAGCUGUCCACCCAGCCCAGCGGGGGGAUCCGAGUCCUCACCCCAAGAGUGUGCACACCUCGGGUGCAGAGGACCGUCAACGAGGAGCAGGGCCUGUCCCCGAACUUCUCCAGAACGCGCACUUAUGCUUCAGGUCUUCACGAUCAGAAUCCCAACGCUCCUCCUCAGUUGUGGUUGGCCACACUGUUGGAGGAAGAGACCAUCAACUCCAUGGACUACGAGUUUAACUUCCAGCUGGAGAUCAGGGCUCCCUACCUCCUUGCAGGAGUGGAGAGCCCGUCUCAUGCCAUCCGAGCUGACGCGGACCCUCACGCCCGCUCUGCCACCAGCAUCGUCGUCACUCUGGCCGACAAGUACACGUACGACUUCCCCGUGCAGAUCAUCAUCUACCCCAGCGAGCCUCAUCUGCCACAUGUGCUGAUUGAGAACGGAGACAUGACGCAGGAGGAGUACGACGAGUACCUUCACAGCCGGAGCGAUUUCAUCAAAGCCACCAAGAAGGACUCAAGCAAUGAGAAGAAAGUGGAUAUAAUUCACAGGCGGCUGCAUAAAGACAUCCUCCACAACCCUGUGGUGAUGCUGAACUUUUGUCCUGACCUCAAAUGUAUUUGCUCAGACCUGAGGAAGGUUCACGGUGAAUAUAUUUUCCUCAUUGACCGCAGUGGCAGCAUGAGCGGAGGGAACAUAAAUCGUGUGAAGGAUGCCAUGGUGGUUAUUCUCAAGAGCCUGGUGCCCGGCUGCCUUUUCAACAUCAUCGGCUUUGGAUCCACGUUCAAGUCACUCUUCACCACCAGCCAGUGCUACGAGGAGGAAGCGCUGGCGCUGGCCUGUGAGUACGUGAGAAAGCUCCGGGCUGACAUGGGGGGCACCAACAUCCUCCCUCCGCUCACCUGGAUCCUGAGGCAGCCGGCGGUCAGCGGACACCCCCGACUGCUCUUCCUGCUCACCGACGGGGCCGUGGGCAACACGGGCCGGGUGGUGGAGCUGGUGCGCAGACACGCUCGCUACGUCAGAUGUUUUACGUUCGGCAUAGGACAGAAUGCUUGCAGGAGGCUGGUGCAGGGACUGGCAACAGUUUCCAGAGGAACAGCAGAGUAUCUGGCCGACGGAGAGAGGCUGCAGCCCAAGAUGAUAAAGUCGCUGAAGAAAACCAUGUCUCCAGUACUCAGUGACAUUUCCAUCGAAUGGCUGUUUCCUGAAACCAAAGAAGUGCUGCUCUCCCCCGUGGGCAACACCUUCCUCUUUCCAGGGGACAGUUUGAUUGGCUACAGUGUAGUUUGCGACACCACCCGUUACCACGACGACCCAAAAUCUGAUAAGAGGAGGCGAUACAGCAUGAUGCGCUCCACGGAGUCGGCCAGCUCCGUGUUCUACCACUCUCAAGAGGAGGACCCGCUGAAGACGGGGGUCUGCAGUCAGGGGAACCACAAGGACGCCAUGUCUGAAUCUCCGUACGACUCCCAGCAGGCCUCGCUGGCCGACAGCAGCCCCGUCACCAUGGAGCAAGACAUCACGGUUCUGGAUGAGACGUCACCAAGGAGGAGGGCGUACAGCACUAACCAGAUAACAGACUACAACCCAUCAAAGAAAGUGUACACCCCUAGCGACCCCAACUCUGUGGUGCAGAAGAAUCCCCUGAGAAGGAGCAAAGUCCAGGAGCUGAUCGGCCAGAUGAACCCGGAACACGAGGCUCAGUGGAGGAACGACUACCAGCCGCAGCUGGCCAGCCUGUGUGCCGCAUCUUUCAGAGGACAAUCUGCCGGCGGCCACAAGCCGCUGGCUGAGCAGGAGCCGCUGGCUCUGCAGCAGGAAGACGUCUCUGAGCUCCAGCCUCAGCCCCGGCUGCAGGACGUCCCCCCGUCCAGCGACGCCGGUCCCGGGCCUGCAGGGAGCAACCCCCCCGGGGAGGACGGAUCCAGGUCCUCCACAGACAGCCCCUCCCUGGGCAGCGUGGGUGACACAGAUGGAUAUGGACACCAGCUUUGUCAAGCAGAAACUCCACAGGAGAUCCAGCCUGAUCUGAGUUGUUCCAACCAGCACAAGGGCGACUGCAAGGCCGUGGUUUCAGGACUGCUGUGUGGUAAACCCAUGAAAUGGGAGGUCGUCUUCGACGUGGAGCCUUUUCUAAACGGCCGGGAACGUGAGGAAAAGGUUCACGAGGAGCUGUGGAACGAGACCUUCCACUACCUGGCUGGAAGCUCCAUCAUACAGGACUUUGAGCAGAUGGCGGGUAAAGAGUGUGAGAUAGAGCACGGUUCCGGCAGGAAGUACCAGUUAUAUGCUAUACACACCAGCAAAGCUUGCAAUAUUGUGAGCAAAUACACAGCAUUUGUUCCCAUUGACCUGGAUACCAAUGAGUAUUUGCCAACAAGUGUUGAAUACAUAAACCCUGUUGAAGGUCUGAAGAGGAGCUCCAGGUCUCAGUCAGGGAGCCAGAAAACCCGCGGUUACUCCAUCGGGCUGGGCCGCUCCCAGUCCGGCGGCGUGUCAGAGGAAACAGAGGAGGCCCCGCCGCCCAACAGUGGCGAUGACGCCCCCUCCCCGUGCAGCACCCCGUCCUCCGCCGGCUGGGAGCGAUGCAGCUUUGCAGAGGUCUCCCAGAGGAGUCCGUCUCUGACCUCUGACCAAUCACAGAAGUCGGUGGAGAGCCUGUUUUCUGCCAGGCUGGCCCUCAGCAGGACUCGCCUCCUCACUCGAGCCGCCAAAGGAUUCAUGUGUCGAUCUCACAGCAAGUCCGGUGAUUCAAUCGGGGAGAGUGAAAACGAGAACAAAGACUACAUUCCUCUGGUGUUGCUACAGUUGGCCAGCGGUGCGUUCCCCUUGGACUCGGCUCUGUGUGAAGCCAUCAGUGUCCCGAUGGACAAGCUGAAGUGGACGUCCCCGUUCAGCCGCCACCGCAGCAGCCUGAGCCAUCUGUCUCACUCCGGCAGCCGCCGCGCCGACAGCUCUGACGACGGCGGCAGAUCCCUGCCCGACGCCCCGGAGCCUCCUGCAGGCGUGCACGGCCCUGCCCCGGCACCCAGCAGCGCCUGGGUGGAUGCCGGCCCCGCCUCAUUAGCCGAGCCCCCGCCCUUCUCCCCACACGCCCUCGCAGACGGCGGCCGGAGCUCCAGCUCAGGGAGCUCGGAGACGGCGUCGCCCGGCGGCGCGUCCAGGAGGACGCUGGAUCUGGAGAGCAUGGUGUGGGCCACGGCCGUCGCCCUGGCCUGGCUGGAGCACAGCUCCGCCAGCUACUUCAUCGAGUGGGAACUGGUGGCUGCCAAAGCCAGCAUGUGGCUGAGCGCGCAGAACAUCCCGGAGCGGAAAGACUUAGCCUCCAUCAAGGCCGCGGCCAAUCAGCUCUUCAUCAUCCUCCGGCACUGGGAUGAGAACCUGCAGCUGAACAUGCUCUGUUACAACCCCAACAGUGUCUAAGGCCUUUCACUCCAGACUGAUGCAGACUGAAGGCCAACUUGCAUGAGUCCUUCUGCAUGACCACACGUGCUGAUGAAAAAAGAACAACUUUUGAUGACCAAAUUACCACAUUGGAGCCAGUGAUGCAGUAUUGUCCUCUCUGAACUGCGAAAUACGACGUGUAUGUCAUAUAGUAAUAUUUUGUGCUGUGAUUGCAAUAGUAUGCGCAGCUGUAACGGUUAAAAGUGGUAUUUUUUAUGUGAUGGGUCAGUUGUAUUGUGUAGUAUCUUACAAG